Molecule: messenger RNA, 585 nt
Organism: Seriola aureovittata
Lineage: Eukaryota; Metazoa; Chordata; Actinopteri; Carangiformes; Carangidae
Product: gamma-crystallin M2-like
Exons: 3
Coding region: 1-528 (175 amino acids)
Biological process (GO): visual perception; lens development in camera-type eye
Molecular function (GO): structural constituent of eye lens
Source: RefSeq, a predicted model, not a curated record
AUGGGAAAGAUCAUAUUUUACGAGGACAGAAACUUCCAAGGGCGCUCUCACGAGUGCAGCAGCGACUGCGCUGACCUUCACUCCUUCUUAAACAGAUGUAACUCCAUCAGGGUGGAGAGCGGCUGCUUCAUGGUCUACGAGAGGCCCAACUACAUGGGCAACCAGUACUACCUGAGGAGAGGAGAGUACUCUGACAACCAGCGUCUGAUUGGCAUCAGCGACUGUGUCAGAUCUUGUCGUAUGAUCCCCCAGCACCAAGGCUCCUACAAGAUGAGGCUGUACGAACGCUCCGACAUGUCUGGCCAGAUGCACGAGCUAGACGACGACUGUCCCAACGUCCAGGACCAGCUCAGCAUGUCCGACUUCAACUCCUGCAACGUGAUGGACGGCCACUGGCUGCUGUAUGACCAGCCCAACUACAAGGGCAGAGUGUACUACCUGAGGCCCGGAGAGUACAGGAAAUACAGCGACUGGGGAGGCGUCAGCCCGAGAGUCGGUUCCCUCAGAAAAAUCACCGACCUCAACUGAAGUGGAGCUUCGUUUAAAUGCAUCUUUCCCUGAGUUUCCCAAUAAACUUGAACCGCU